This is a messenger RNA of Penicillium argentinense, 285 nucleotides long. RefSeq names its product putative NADH-ubiquinone oxidoreductase 14 kDa subunit. The transcript has 2 exons. The coding region runs from base 1 to 285 and encodes 94 amino acids. NCBI's taxonomy places the organism in Eukaryota, Fungi, Ascomycota, Eurotiomycetes, Eurotiales, Aspergillaceae. The record is from RefSeq and is a predicted model, not a curated record.
AUGGUCCACAAAGUGCUCUUCUGGAGCGGCUUCGGCAUCGCCGUCCGCCUUUGGCAACUCGGGAUCGAGAUGCGCCCCAUGUUCUGCAAGGAAGCCCUCUGGGCUUACCCUUUCUUCGCCGGUGUUGGUGGAAGCUUCGGUUAUUGGCUCCAGGGUGUUGAGAACAGACAACUCAAGAUGCUCGCACAGCGCCGGGAGGCUAUCCUUGAGAAGCGCCGACGGAGGGACGAGCGGGAAGGCAUCUCCAAGGUUGAGGAGGGUGCCGUCCUGGCAUCUUCUUCAUAA